AUGUUAUUCAAUUUGGAAGUAGCAAAAAAUUUAUCAUCUGAAAUUUUAAGAGAAAUCGAAGUUCUUACUAUUCAAAGGCAAUAUUUAAAAGCUAGAUUUCUGGGACAAAUAAUUUAUAAUGAAGAUAAAAAUGAUAGUAAUGAUGCAGCAAAAUUAUAUACUAAGUUACUUGAAAAUUCACAAAAUAAUCCAAUGUGGAAAUGCCAGCAAGUAUCAAUUAUUUUAUCAUAUAAUAUUAUAUUUAUUCUACAAUCAAUAAUAUUAAUUGCUACUGAGCCAAUUAAUAGUGUAUCUGAUUCUUAA
Diversispora eburnea is the source of this 303-nucleotide messenger RNA. NCBI's taxonomy places the organism in Eukaryota, Fungi, Glomeromycota, Glomeromycetes, Diversisporales, Diversisporaceae. The record is from the annotation of a GenBank genome assembly.